AUGGCUGACCAGGACGUGGAUUUGGAUUCUAUCAUCGAUAGACUGUUGGAAGUGAGGGGCAGUCGGCCUGGAAAACAAGUGCAGUUACUAGAAUCUGAGAUUCGUCAUUUGUGUACCAAGGCACGAGAAAUUUUUAUCUCACAGCCCAUACUUCUCGAGCUUGAAGCGCCUAUCAAGAUUUGCGGUGAUAUUCACGGUCAAUACUACGAUCUCCUACGUCUGUUCGAAUAUGGUGGCUUCCCUCCCGAGGCAAACUACCUCUUCCUUGGAGACUAUGUCGACCGUGGCAAGCAGUCCCUCGAGACCAUCUGCUUGUUGCUUGCGUACAAGAUCAAAUAUCCCGAAAACUUCUUCAUUCUCCGUGGUAACCACGAAUGCGCGUCGAUCAACCGUAUCUACGGAUUCUACGAUGAGUGCAAGCGCCGAUACAACAUCAAGCUCUGGAAGACCUUUACCGAUUGCUUCAACUGCUUGCCUAUUGCCGCCAUUAUCGACGAGAAGAUCUUCACUAUGCACGGAGGCUUGAGUCCGGAUCUCAACUCUAUGGAGCAGAUUCGCCGAGUGAUGCGUCCCACUGAUAUCCCCGAUUGCGGUCUGCUUUGCGAUCUCCUGUGGUCCGACCCCGACAAAGACAUCACUGGCUGGAGCGAGAACGAUCGAGGUGUUUCGUUUACGUUUGGACCAGAUGUUGUGUCUCGGUUCUUGCAAAAACACGACAUGGACCUGAUCUGCCGAGCCCACCAAGUCGUCGAAGACGGUUACGAAUUCUUCUCAAAGCGACAAUUAGUGACCUUGUUCAGUGCGCCCAACUAUUGCGGAGAAUUCGACAACGCUGGCGCGAUGAUGAGCGUGGACGAGAGCUUGUUAUGUUCAUUCCAGAUUCUCAAACCAGCCGAAAAGAAACAAAAGUUCGGACGGAAAUAA
This is a messenger RNA of Talaromyces marneffei, 924 nucleotides long. RefSeq lists its product as uncharacterized. Gene Ontology annotation, molecular function: protein serine/threonine phosphatase activity. Lineage: Eukaryota; Fungi; Ascomycota; Eurotiomycetes; Eurotiales; Trichocomaceae. The record is from RefSeq and is a predicted model, not a curated record. Bases 1 to 924 code for a protein of 307 amino acids. The transcript has 5 exons. Gene Ontology annotation, cellular component: nucleus; cytoplasm.